Messenger RNA from Magallana angulata, 3327 nucleotides. RefSeq lists its product as uncharacterized. Bases 1 to 3327 code for a protein of 1108 amino acids. Lineage: Eukaryota; Metazoa; Mollusca; Bivalvia; Ostreida; Ostreidae. The transcript has a single exon. The record is from RefSeq and is a predicted model, not a curated record.
AUGGACCUGGUGGAAAAUGCGUCACAUAUUUCUACUACUUCAAGUUCAGAAAGAAGAAGAAGAGGAGAGCGGAAAUUAACAUACCUGAAGAAGGAAGCAGAACUUCAGAAAGAAAAGCUGAAAUUAGAACAAGAAGAAAUUACCCACAAAGCGGAAGCAGCAAGAAAGAAACAAGAAGAAGAGAUAAAUCUGAAUCUACUCAAACAAGAAAGUGCUGUGAUGAUGGAUGAAGAGGAUGAUGUGUCGUUAUCUGUUACAACAGACAAUAGAAAGGACCGAACUAGAAGAUAUGUUGAAAACUUGAACUCACAUGAUAAUGACAUUGAACGUGAAGAUGCAGACCUUCGUACUCCGAUUCCUGCCGAAAGUGUUCCAAUUCCCACACCUUAUCGCCCGUCUUAUAUCCAGCGACAACAUUUUGCAGACAAUAGUGCAGCUCAUUUUCCUGUUGAUCAUGUUGAUCCUCUGUCAAAUACAGUUGAUAUACAGAACACUCAAACCCAGAUGUCAUCUGCAGACUCACAUUUGUCAGAGUUGACAUUAUUCCUCAUGCGAAAACAGCUUGUUCCAGAAAGAUUCUCUAAUUUCGACGAUAAAGUUGAAUCGUAUAAUUCUUGGAAAUCUUCAUUUCAAAGCAUUGUGGCUGAACUAAAAGUGUUAAAAUUUGAAGAGCUUGAAUUGCUCGUAAACCGUCUCUCAGGAAGGUCGAAGGAAGUGGCCACCAGCAUCCGUAAUGCCAACUCUGGUGAAACCGACCGUGCUGUCAAACUGAUAUGGGAACGAUUAGACGAGAUGUAUGGUAGACCUGAACUGAUUGAGUCUUCGCUGCGUUCACAAUUAGAGAACUUUCGACAAAUAGGUUCGAGUGAAAAUAGUAGACUAUACGACCUACUGAACAUUUUAAUCAAGAUUGAAUCGUUGAAAACAAACCCCCAGUUUGCCACAAGCUUAGCCUAUUAUGAUUCAUCUUCAGGAGUGAACCCCAUUAUCAGCAAGUUACCUUACAGCCUCCAAGAAAAGUGGAUCACUAGAGCAUCUGCCCACAAAAGAACAAAUCAAGUCCCAUUUCCACCCUUUUCCUUUUUUGUUACUUUUCUCAAGGAAAUGUGUGCUAUAAGAAAUGACCCUGUAUUUGUGUAUAGCAGACCAGCAGUUCCUGCUAAUAAGAACAGACCCGUACGUACUCCUAUGGUGCAAAGUCGUAAAUCAGAGGUGACUGACCCUGGACGAGUUGAUCCGAACCGGUGUCCUUAUCACAAGGCUGAUCACAGCAUACAUGACUGUUAUGGUUUUCGUGCAAAGCCACUUACUGAGAGAAAAAACUUUUUACAAAGCAGAAACAUUUGCACAAGAUGUUGUUUGUCAACCCAACACUUACCUAAGGACUGUCAAGUGAGAAUUCAGUGCAAAAUCUGCGGGUAUUCCAACCACGCCACAGCACUACAUGUGGAUAAAGUUUCAUCUUGGAGCCCAAGCAUUCAUGGCGGGGAGGGAAUUCGCAACUCCUUUACACAACCACUCUCCUCUGGUCCUGGCCAAGCAAACUUACCUUCAACGUCCAAGGUUUCGACAAGUAGUACUGUGACAUCAAAGUGUACGACUUUCUGCGGGGACAGAUUCCAAGGAAAAUCUUGCAGCAAAACCUUUCUUGUGGAUGUGUUUCAUGAAAACAACCCGAACAAUGUGCACCGUAUUUAUGUGAUCGUGGACGAUCAGUGCAAUCAGACACUUGCUUCACCCGAACUGUUAGAUAUCCUGAAUAUCUCUAGUGUACCUACCAAAUUCACCCUAACUACAUGUUCAGGAAAGACAGCUAUGUAUGGCAGAAAUGUUCUCGGACUCAAAGUGCGAUCUAUUGACAAGAACGUUACUUUAGACCUUCCAUCUACUCUCGAAUGCGAGGACAUACCUAACGAUUUAUCUGAAAUCCCAACACCGGAGAUUGCAGAAUCCUAUCAUCAUCUUAGUGUUAUCACAUCUAAGAUUCCUGAGUUUGAUCCAGACUCAAAAGUUCACUUACUGAUUGGCAGAGAUCUACUGGAAGCCAAUCAUGUUGAAGAGCAAAUCCUUGGACCCCGAGGAGCACCGUUCGCACAGAAACUCGUUCUUGGUUGGGCCAUUAUUGGCGAAGUCUGUCUUGGGAGGAUUCAUCAGAGAACGUCCCUUAACGUGAAGAAAGUCUCAGUUUUGAAUGACGGUAGAGUGACAUGCAAUGAACUUUGUCCGAAUCAUUUGCACAUCAAAGAACAGAUUUCAACUUCUAACAGUUUAGUUUGUGCUCGUGGUUUUCGGGGUGAUAAUGUAUUCACAAAGACGCCUGACGAUGACCAACUUGGUUUAUCAGUUGAGGAUCGUUUGUUCCUAAAGCUUAUGGACAAAACUUUCAAGAAGGACGAGGAAGGUUAUUGGACAGCCCCUCUGCCCUUUAGACAACUUCCUGAAUACUUACCCAACAACAAACCACAAGCAUUUCACCGAGCCCAAAUACUGCAUACAAACUUGCAAAGAGAUCAUGUUAAGAAAGAACAGUUUGUGGCAUUCAUGCGUAAAGUACUGGACAGUAGAGCAGCAGAAGUGGCUCCUUUGUCUUCAAAUGCAGUUUGUUGGUAUCUACCGUUAUUUGGAGUUCGCCACCCGAGAAAGCCAGAACAAAUUAGAGGUGUUUUUGAUUCAUCUGCUGUCAAUGAAGGUAUCUCACUCAACAGCCUUCUUAUCUCUGGUCCAGACAUGGUUAACAGCCUAUUAGGAAUCCUACUUCGCUUCAGGAAGGAUGAAGUGGCAAUUACUGCGGACAUUGAACAAAUGUUCUACCGUUUUCGGGUGGAUGAGGACCAUCGGGACUUCCUACGUUUUUAUUGGUACAGAGAGAAUGAUCCUGACGACAUCCUUGUUGAAUACAGAAUGCGUGCACACGUAUUUGGCAAUACUCCAUCGCCUGCCAUAGCAACUUACGGAAUACGCAAGACAGUAGAGAAUGCUGAUGAAGAUGUGAAGGACUUUGUGAAUCGUAACUUUUAUGUUGACGAUGGACUCAUUUCCUUGCCUGAUGAAGCCAGCGCUAUCGACCUCAUGAAACGCACCCAGUCCGUCAUGAAGUCAGAAGGUAGAUUAAGACUACACAAAAUUACCUCUAAUAAACUGGCAGUGAUGGAAGCAUUUGAUCCAAGUGACCAUGGUGAACAACUCAAGGAGUUUGACGACGACGAUUUGGUCCAUAGAAGCCUUGGUCUCUGUUGGAACCUGAAAGAUGACACAUUUAGAUUUACAGUGCCAGUGAAGGAAAAGCCAUUCACUCGACGUGGUCUAUUGUCAACGGUGAAUAGUUAA